UGCUGCCGCGCAGGCGCAAUACUGUGACGUGACGUAAUGUCCAUUCAUACUUUUUGUUCAUUCAAUGGAACAAAAUAUUUUAUUGAUGAACUGUCGUUGUGUAAAUCUAUUUGCCAAUAUAAUUGACAAAAAUAAAUAAUUAAAUAGUGAUUAAUUGUGUGGCUUUUUACUGUGAAGUGAUUUUUCGUAGGCUAGCCAACCACGAAGUGCAUUCAUUGAUAAAUUUUAGAAAAGACAAAAACUGAGCACAUGCGCAAUCUAAAGUAAGAAGCGAUGUUUUCAAAAUUUGUAAAAGGCUGUGUUGUGCGUAUAAUCAGUCGCGCUGGACAUUUUAAUUUUGUGGUCGUAUAGCUAUUUACUUUUUCCUCGGUAAAAACAAGCUCAAGUAGAACAUUACGACACUCCGGAAGUGGCGGGACUUGCCGGCCGAGGGGCUCGUUCCGAAAGAGAUAACAGCGGAUGAAAGAGAUAAACAGUUAUGGAUUUAACAUGGCGGACGAAACGCGUAAAGUGCGAGUAGAAGAGAGAUUGAAAAUAAAGAUCGGUGAAGCAAAGCAACUACCAGCCCGCAAUGGAGCCGCCUGCCAACGUGAUAUAUACUGCGUGCUGUCUCUCGAUCAGGAGGAAAUAUUCCGCACCUCCACCAUGGAACGAACGCUCAAUCCAUUUUUCGGAGAGGAGUUCCAGUUCGAAGUCCCCCGAAGAUUCCGAUACCUAUCCAUUUACGUGUUCGAUCGCGAUAAGCACCUCAAGCAAGACCGGGUGCUGGGCAAGGUGGCCAUCAAGCGCGAGGAUCUGCAGCGGUACAACAACAAGGACCACUGGUUCUCGCUGCGACCCGUCGACGCCGACUCCGAGGUGCAGGGCAAGGCCUACAUCGAGCUCUCGCUCGAGGACUCGAGAAAACGACUGCGAAUGGACCCCAAGCCGCCCGACCCCUGCCCGGCUGCCGACAACUGCUCGGCGAAGGCCAAAGCGAAGAACCUCACCAGGCUCUCGGAGUACUGCAAGGAGAGCAUUAGGUUCGGGUCGUGCUCGAGCUCGACCAGCAAGAAGCUCCUCAGCCCCGUGUCGACGGAGCCGUCCCUGGCGCUGUCGCGGUCCGAGAGCCUGAAGGACCGCGCGCAGUGGGCGGUGCGGACGAAGCCGCCCAUGCACGCCAUGUCGGAGCCCGACGCGUCGCCCACGCCCACCGCCGUCGACUACUGGUCGGACCCCGAGCGGCACUGCGAGGCCCGCGUCGGCCCCGACACCCUCCGCCUGCGAGUCCUCGAGUGCUCCGAGCUCACCACGAAGAACGGCCAGUGCGACCCCUUCGCUCUCGUCACGUUGCUCUACUCGAACGGACGACGGAUCGAGAGGCGAACGAGGCCCAAGAAGAAAACCGUCAACCCGCAGUUCGACGAAAUUUUCUGCUUCGAUCUCGUCAUGGAAGCGGAUCCCAAGGAAAAAGAUGGAUCUCAAAAUGCCGGAGUGGCGUGCGAGGCUCGUGUGUCGGUGUGGCACGACGCGGCCACGCCCGUGUUCCUCGGCGAAGUGAGGCUGCAGCUCCGGCAACCCACCCCGGCUCCACUCUGCGCAUGGUUCUUCCUGAAAUCACGCGCGGGCGGAGCUCUAUCGCGGGGGGCGACGCCGCCCGGCACGCGGCUGUCGGCUGCGGGCGGGUCGGCGCUGGGCUCGCUGCGGCUGCUGCUGCAGUACACGGUGGACCACGUGUUCCCGCUCACUCACUACAGCGACCUCGAGCAGCUGUUCCUGUGCAGUGUGCAGCAGAAGCCAAUCACCACAUCGGCGGUAUACAUCCUGGGCGAGGUGGUGUCGAGCAAGACGGACGCGGCGCAGCCCCUCGUGCGGCUGUUCACGCACCACGACCUCAUCGUGCCCAUCGUGCGGGAGCUCGCCGACGCCGAGAUCUCCGUGCUCACUGACGCGACGACGAUAUUUCGCGGCAACACACUCGUGUCGAAGAUGAUGGACGAGGCCAUGCGGUUGUCGGGCGCGGCGUACCUGCGCGCGGUGCUUCGGCCCACGCUGGCGGCCGUGCUCGCGGAGCGCCGGCCCUGCGAGAUCGACCCCGCGCGAGUCAAACCCGUCGCCGCUGUAGCUACCAACCUCGCUAACCUGAAGGACUAUGUGGAAAGGGUGUUCGGCGCGAUAACGCAGUCGUACGCCAUGUGUCCCGCUGUGAUGUGUCGUCUGUUCGACGCGCUCCGGCAGUGCGCCGCCCGCCACUUCCCCGCCAACGCGGAGGUUCGCUACAGCGUGGUGUCCGGCUUCAUAUUCCUGCGGUUCUUCGCGCCGGCCAUACUCGGACCACGCCUGUUUGAUCUCACAACGGAACAGAUUGAUCCACAAACCAAUAGAACGUUGACGCUGAUCUCCAAGACGAUCCAGUCCCUGGGCAACCUGGUGAGCAGCAGGUCCGCGCAGCAGGUGUGCAAGGAGGAGUACAUGGCGGAACUGUACAAGAGCUUCUGUACAGCAAAACAUGUGCAAGCGAUACGACAGUUCCUCGAGAUUAUUUCCUCAAGCUCUGACACACAGAACAACAACGUCCAGGAGACACCAGUUUUGUUAAAAGAAGGGACGAUGAUCAAGCGUUCGGACGGGGUUCGUGCAGGCCCGGGCUCGCCGCGCCGGCGCUGGACGCGGCCCGCUAACGCCUACUCCAAGAGGAGACAUUUCCGACUCACCAGUGGCGAGUUAUCGUGGUCGCGGGGCGGAUCGCGCGCGGCGCACCGGCUCCCUCUAUCGGAGGUGCUGAGCGUGCAGCCCGUAGACUGCCCGCCCGCCGGCGCGCCGCUAGACGUCAACAACAUCUUCCAAAUUGUUCACAGCGAGCGCGUGUUAUUCGUGCAGGCGAGCAACUGCGUGGAGCGCGCGGAGUGGCUGCGGUUACUGCGCGCGCUGUGCCGGCACGCCGCGCCGCACAAGGGAUACUACUGCGGCACCAAGUGGACGUGCUGCGGUCGGUCUGAACGUCGCGCGGAGGGGUGCGGGUCGGCGGCAGCGGGCGGCGCGGAAUGCGGGCGCGGCGCGGCGGUGGCGUUGCGGCUGGACCCCGCGCGAGACCUGCAGCGCCUGCACACGCUGCUCGUCGCGCACUCCGCGCGGCUAGAUGAGCGGUUGCGACGCGCGCCUGACGACAUGAGUCCGGAGGAGCGUGAGGCGGAGGACGCGACGCUUCGGGAGCUGCAGAAGAUUAUGUUCGACCUCGAGCACCGACACUGUAUAUACCGGCGGUCGUUGCUGAGGGAAACCAAGUACGGCAGCAAACAAGCGCCCAUAGGCGACGAUAAUUAUCUCCACCUGGCGGGCACGGCCGGCACCAUCGACGCAGGAUCCUUCCUGUGGCGAACCCGACGAGGCGACUUCUCGCCGACGGUAGACCUCGACGGCAAGACCCUCCCCCUUCAGUCCUCGCUGGACGUAUGCUCCAGCUCGGAAUCGCUGAAGCUGGCCCGGCACGGCGACGAGCGUUCGUCGGGCAAGUCCACCAAAUCCACUGGCAGCGGGUACCUCACCAUGUCCUGCAUCAAGCACGAGCCGUCCGAGGACAGCGACGCCUCCAACGAGAAGCCGGCGCGCCCGCCCAAGCCCGCCCGCCUCUCCCCCUCCCGAGCGAAUCUCGCCUCGCCCGUCUCCCCGCUGUGCGAGUACGUCGACGUCGAGCUGAAGCCGCCGAUCCGCCGACCCAAGCCGGACUCCCUCCCCCGGAGGCUGGAGAUCGACCUCGCUAACCGGUGCAAGGAGUACGAGCUGAUGGUCAACUUCAGCAGCCGCGCGGUCGACGACGACGUGCCGCCGGCCGUCCCGCCGCGCGUCGGCGCCGCGGCCAAGGUUCGGCCGCAGCCCAAACCCGCGGAGAACGUCACGAAGCCGGACGAGCCCGUCGCGCUCCGGUCGGAGAUGCUCCUCGGCUCGAGCUGCAGCCUGCCCGACUCGCCGCCCUCACCCGACCUCGAGAGCCUCGCGGACGGCGAUGGCACUCGGCCCGGCAGCAAAAUCGACACGGUGUCGAACGACGACAGCCUCCUCGACGAGCUGCAGCGCGACACGUACUGCGUCCUCAAGGUGUGCGAAGACGAGUCGCCGGCCAACGCGACUGACGAGCCCGAGCGCGAGGAGCCGAGCGCCCCCGAGCAGGAGAAGGAGGAGUACGGAAUGUUCUCCCGGCUGAGUUUGCAAAGGAAAUCGAAUCCGAUCAAAACGCCCCCCGCGGCCGGCCGUACUCUGAAGACUUCGAACUCGACGUCGAACGUGCACGACGUCGGCUCGAGCGCGUCGCGGCCGUUCGCGGAGCGGCUGACGCCCUUCUUUUUAAAAAAGAAACCCAAGCCGGCGGACGAGUCGCACUCGACGAAGUCUACGCGGAAGGAGGACAACCUCAUAGGUCGCCUGACCCCCCGAUUCGGCCAGUCCCGCCUGCAGGUCCGGGGACAGUCGCUCGAUCUCGCUCAACCCGAGAGAGCUAGACGAAUCGAGCGCUCCGCGACGACGGUCAACAUCCCUCCGCGGUCCUUCGACUCGUCCAUAGUGGCGAAGCUGCUGACGCUACGCCGGUGCGGGGCGCAGGACGAGGUGCAGUGUCACGGGUUCGUCCGGACGGAGCAGGAUGGCGAGCGAGGCGGGGAGGGGGGCGGCGGAGAGGGCGUCGCGGCGGCCGCGGCGCAGGGGCCGGCCCGCGAUCCCGCGCGACUUGACUACGCCGCGCCCGACGACGACGCCUCGUGGCGGCGCGCGCACGGCACCAUCCUGGCCGCCGCCUCCAAUGAUAUUAGACUAUAGAUGCUGCGCGAUCGCAAACUUUUGAAUCGAUGGUCUUAUCGUUAAUGUAGAAGUUUAAGUCUACGAUGUUUUCGUCUAAACGCUGUCAGCUGUAUUAUAGAGAACUAUAAAUGUAUAGCGUCUCUGUGCGUAACGUUUACGUGACUUAAAUAUUUAACUGACAAUGGAGCCGCUCAAUUGCGUUAUCCGUCGGUGGUGCUCAUUGCGACCGACGGAAGGUUGACUGGGAAGACGUCAUCCGUGUAAUUAUCUAAUGACGAAUUUCUUUAAGUCUAUGUGACGAGUAGGAGCGACCCGUAGGAGAGAAUGGUGACUUCUAAAUGAGGGUUGUAUUUAUUUCUAUAUUUUUUGAACUCCUUUUCGUCGACCUGAAAUAUGUGCCUCCUCUAGUUUGUAGAUAUAAUAUUAUCUAAAGUGUCCACUAUGUUUAAUUAUAUGAUAUAGUAGCGUUAAUACUCAAAAGGUGCCAAGUAUUGUGCGAGUACGCCUUACGCCUCUCGGCGUAUCGACUCUCAUUCCUUAAGCACAAUAAUUAUGUGAAACCGAACUUGAAUCGUACUAAAGAGUUAAUUA
Aricia agestis (brown argus) is the source of this 5361-nucleotide messenger RNA. It is a transcript of the gene RasGAP1, whose product is annotated as GTPase-activating protein. Gene Ontology annotation, biological process: intracellular signal transduction; regulation of GTPase activity. The transcript is spliced from 16 exons. NCBI's taxonomy places the organism in Eukaryota, Metazoa, Arthropoda, Insecta, Lepidoptera, Lycaenidae. The record is from RefSeq and is a predicted model, not a curated record. Bases 460 to 4788 code for a protein of 1442 amino acids.